Messenger RNA from Pocillopora meandrina, 6038 nucleotides. NCBI's taxonomy places the organism in Eukaryota, Metazoa, Cnidaria, Anthozoa, Scleractinia, Pocilloporidae. The record is from the annotation of a GenBank genome assembly.
AUGAGGUUUGUGUGGAUAUUUCGAGUAGUUUUCAUUUCCCCUUUUUUAAAUGGGACCUGUGGUGAUCGUGGUAAUUUGAAGAAAUUUUGUAAACCUUGUUUUGUCGGAGAUCAAAUAGAAAACACGUGCACAGAUCCAAGUAACUCUUGUCACGGGAAAUCACACAAACAGUUCAAGCUUGUCCGCUUGGAGGGAGUGAAGGUAACUAAAUAAAUAGUUAUUAAUACGUAUAUGUACCUAGAAAAGGAAACUGGCUUUUUCUCGGUGAAACUUUAUAUAAGUUCCGUAGGUCGCCGACUGGCCUUUUUUUUUUGCUUUCUAAUACCAGUUUCCAAGUUGUUGGCACAGGUUGUGUUUUUUUGUUAUUCUUAGCUGGUUGCAAGUGCAGGUAAACAGAAAUCAAUAGAGAAAAGAGCUUUGUUCGUAAAAAAGCGCACCUGUUAACUCUGGUCUUCCCAGUGCAUGUGGGAGUGAGCUAAAUUCGAAAUUGUUUUUUUCUAUAUGUGGCUUGUCACAGUCAAGUAAUCACGUUUUGCUACCUUGCUUACGCAGUUGAAAUCUCUCAGUGUUUGAUUUCCUCGAUAAAUUCCAAUUUCCCCGUACGUAGUUAUCUUGAAAUAUAAGAGAGAAUGAAAUCACAUUCAGAUGUUUAUCAAGCGUCCUUGAUUUAUUUGUACUAGAAAACUUUGAUCUCAGUAAAAUGCACGUUCAGUUUUGAUCAAAUACGUAGGUGGGGCAAAUCCAUGCAACAGCUUCAUUUGAAGUUACGCGAAUGCAUUCAAAAUCCAUGCAGUGCAUUCAUAAAAAUCGCCACCCGACAUUGUCUACCAACUUAAAUCUGUUUCAACUGUUUGUUUGAAUUCGUAAAAGUCCGAAUUGUUCCUCCUCGCUUAUAGACCAAUUAGACUUGCCUCACCAUGCGAAUACUGCCUCUACAUCCCCAAUGAUUAUUAAGCAUUUAUAUCCCGGUGUCAAGUUUACGAUUCUUAAACCAUUGAGAUAAAAAAUAAAGGUUACACAAUCCAUUUCAAAGUGUAAGUGAAGGGUAUUUACUUUUCAUUUACAUCGUCUGCGUACAGACAGGUCACGUGCAGUGGUUGGAAGUCGACGAUGAGAGGAAGCCCAUAAAACUCAUCACUCGAGCAAUGACACCAUUAGUUCUUGGUAUGUAACUCUUUCGUGAAGUUGUAUUUAUGUGAUAUUUUCUUUAAGAAUUGUUUCGAAUUAGGUCAGUUUUAAGUAAGACACGGAUAAAAUGAAGUGUUGACAACCAAAAGGAAAAAAAAAGUCUGAUGCUCUACCGACUGAGCUAACCGUGCUCACAGAAAAUUCCAAAUUGGAUUUGACUUUAUUCUACAUGCACUGCGCAUAGUGGUCGCAUUAGUUAUCAACAAGGUAUAGUUGCGUUGCAAUUGCACGGUGAAUUUAGCUGAAAGUACGGUCAAAUGCUACUCCUCUAUAGACUUCCGCUCUCUGGUAACAAGGGCUCCUAUACAAUUUGAUUAAACUUCAUAACUGCUCGCAUUGCAUAGUUACUCAACGGUUUAUAGUUGCCAUGCUGUUGUGGUAUUCAUAGCUAGAUGAGAAGUAAAAUAAAAACAAAGCACACAAAAAAGACUAAAACUAUGAAUCUGUCAUUGUGAGACAAUUGUCGUAAAGUAUAACCACUGAAAACAGUCACUGGCCUUUCAGUCGCAAAUGCCAACGCCCUGACAUUAUUUGGCUGCGAGGACCUACUCGACCGCAGUAGAAUUCGGACAGCAGCUCAACAAUUAUGCAUUUGCCAGAUGAUCCACAUUUCCAGCCUCUUGGAUUAGACAAUUAGAGAGAAAUGGACUCUCAUCAACCCUUAGAGACAGCUCGCUGAGUUUUGAUGGCCAUUUCUAUUGCCACACUGCACGCCCUAUCAAACGUAGCUGCGACAUGGAUUAGGGUAUAUGUGUUAGGAAACCGAAAAAUUCGAUAGACUGGCGAAUGAAUCAAAGUUAAUAAAUUCGUCCAGGGCGCUGGAUGACGAAUACAUCAAACAAAAUAACGUUUGCCUGCACUGAUUUCUCUUUCCUUCGGGGAAGGAGAAACUAACCGCAUGCUCACGGAGUAUAGGUUCCCAAAUGCUUUGGAUACUCGAUAUUUUUUCAAAACUUUUCUAAUGCUCCCAGUUGUGAUUUCGCUGUACGUAGAGAUUCCCGACUUCUUGUCAGAGGAAGAGUGUGAUCACAUCAUAACACUGGCAAAGGAAAGUGGACUCCAGACAAGUACUUCAGGAUAUUUCACUUACGACGGAGACUUGGACGAGGAACUAGCCCUAGCUGGUGAGCUGGAUUUAGAAUUACGGAAAAUGACCAAAACAAUUUUCAGAGUUUAGAUCAAUUAAUUUUUUUGAGCAUUUUAAUGAAGCAAAAAAAUUUGGAAACGUGGUAAGCCGCAACAGGUGUGCGCAAGUCAGCUCAUGACCCUGCUACACGUGAACAAUGCAAGGAAAUUAAAUUGAGCCUUUUUUUGUCGGGAUCAGAUUCUUUUUUUCUCGUGAGUACUUUAACUGUAUUCCAGCUCAACCAUGAUUAUUAAAGAAGUCUAAAAUCCAUUAUGAUAUUGAGAUAUAUUAUGAUAUUGACCACACUCCACAAUAAGCCAGCAGAAAACAUCUCUCUGACCUAUUUCUUUUAAGACAGUGACUGGACUCUCGCGCCUGAGCAAGCAUUUGCUGGAAACUACAGUCUUUGGGAUGCAAAUGGUGAUGGUUCCAUUGAUGCACAAGAGGUACUGCAUUUGGGAAGUCACUUGCGUAAUGUAAUAAAAUUAAAGUGCUCGGAGGUCUCAUGAUCGUUUACCAAAAAAUCAAAUUGCUUUUAUUGUUGAAGGUGAAGGCAUUUGCUGGAAAACACAAACAACUCUAUCUGGAUGAUGAAGAAGUGCAAGAAAUGUAAGAACAUUUGACUGUAGUUCUUUUCCCUUUGUUAAAAAAUAGAGCGUCCCGAGAAUUUCGGCUCAUUUUUGCAAUGUAAGGAAUAAACAUAAAGGAGCAGUUAAAGAGGAAAUUUAUGAUUUAAGGAUGAAGAAGAAUAAUACAGAUAACAAAUGACGAACUUGAAAACGCUAGGCUUAAUUUUAUGACGACAUGAACCCAUGACCGCAUUAUUUUCUCAGGAUUAGUAGAGUAUUCAACUUAUAAGUAUUACUCUAGUUUCAACAAGCAGUUGUCUAUAACAGGUUUACACGGUUCUCAGGAGGUUACCUUGAAACGUGAAGGUAGGAAAUGAAUGAAGCCAGCUGAUGAGAAAAUGCAAGAGAAAUCUCCUACAGAAACGUAUAGGAUUGUGCAUUAUAAAGUUUAUCGUACCUUUGACGCUUCUUGACAUUUGGAGAGUAAGGAUGUUGCAAUGGUGACAGCGCAUGCUCUCUCGUGCUACCGCCUGAUUUCGAUUCUCGUAGCCGGGGCAUGUUUCCCAAAAGUGCCGGCAACUUUAUGGGCCGUUACUUAAUCAACGACUUUUUAUCUUUUAGGGUUAAACGCCUUCAAAUUAAUGAUGAGCUCAGAGAUGGUAGGUAAAAUAAAUAAAGAUACGUGUAGACUUUCCACAGAGACAUGAUCGGAACAAUAUAACCCUUGUCAACAUAAAUUUCUUAUCACUCAAAAUGUGAAAAGCUACCUCAGGGAAACUAUCUGAACCAUUUACAAAAAAAGAACGUUUGUUAAAUUUCAGGGAGAAUAACAGAGCAAUUUUUCAACAAGUUGAAUAUCAACAAGAUAAUGCGGUACAUGAAUUUUUUGAAAGACAAAAGCCCACGCCAUAGGUUUCGUUUUAGCCAGCAGGCCUGGUUACGGCAGGACAAAACCGCUGACCCUGUUCUGAGACGUCUUCAUGAAAGGUAUUUUGAAAUUUGAGUCAAUGACAAAAUAUUGCCAGGAUGUUCGAUUGAAAUCAAGAGAGAUUCUAUAAGAUUAAGUUUUGUAAGGUUUGGCGCAUUAAAUAUCUAUGUAUUUUGUGUUAGGGUUAUAAGGCUUACCAAACUUCCGAGAAAGAUAGUCCAAGGGGGAGAACCAAUGCAGGUAAAUAACGAUUUUGUGCCGAUCCAGUUGCUGUUUGCAGGAUAUUAGAUAUGCUAAUCACAUUUAGAAGGAAAUUAAACUCCAUAAAUUUUCAUAUCGCUUGUAAAAUGAAGUUAAAAGAUAAUUCUUUGAAUGAUAUAAAGCUUUCCCACGCCGGGAAUCGAACCCGGGCCUCGGCGGUGAAAGCGCCGAAUCCUAACCACUAGACCACGUGAGAACUUACUUACUGUAUUCGUUAAUAAAUCGCUCCUUAAAUUUCUAACAGUCUUAAAAUAACGAAUUUUUAAUGAUAAUAUACCAAACGGGUUGUUUGAUUUCUUACUUGUUGAGACGAGUGUGCACGACAGCAGUGAUUGAAAAGCCAUUGAGUUUCCUGCCCGGUAAAAUGUAACCACUGCUACACGUGGAACCAUUUCGAAGUCUUGUGAAUUUUGAGAAAGUUUGCUAUUUUUCACUUUUUAGGUUCUUCGUUAUGAGAAGUUUGGUCAUUAUCACGGCCACCUGGAUUCUACCAUAAAAGACCCCACAGUCCCUUGCUGUCAUCAAAACCAUCUCAGAGCACCCGACUGCAGAGUCUGUAGGUAAGAUUUUCACCCUAGGAGGUUACUCGGGAAAUGCAUCUGAAAGAAUGGCGAAGAAUAAAUGAAACAAAGAAAAAACAUAGUACUUACGAGCUGUGUACGAAUGGACAAGAAAGCGAGUGAGCGAACGUUGGGUGAGAAACAGAACGAACGAGUGAUUGAGUGAGUGAGACUGAAAAGAGUUGUCAACCAGUCAGUCAGUGAAUCAAAGUGUCGGUGUUAUGAGUGAAUGAUCGAGUGUGUAUUCGGGUGAGGGAGUGAGGGUUAUCAUGGUUAAGUUUUGCUUAUGGUGGGUCACGAGGUUUUUUAACUACCAUGUGAUAUGACCAAAUUUUCCCUUUCAGGUUUAUUACUAUUUUGUAUUAUCUUAACAAUGUAGAAGAAGGAGGAGAAACAGCUUUCUUGAUAGCUGAUAACACUACAACCACUCCAGAUGUAAGUAACUCAACUUUCCGCAUACUCAAAUACGCAGCUUAUACACUAUGGGUAGCUUAUUCAACAAGGAUAUCAACAACUGAUCAUGAUCAUAGACAACGCAAUUCUUCAAGGAAAAAAAAGAAAAUGAAAAGAGAAAAAACCGUAGUUUCCAAUUUGACAAUAUUUUUCUUAAUGAACAAAGCAACCUAAUGGUCUUUCAUAGAACACAAAUACAGAGGCAGGUAAGGGAUACUGAUUCAUUUUUUCCUCUAAGAUCUCUUUCCUAAAUAUUAAAUAUUAAGUCUGAAUUUUACUAAACAAAGAGAUAUAUCAUAUUAUUUAAUCUUGAAGAUCAUAAUAUGCUAAUGAAUUUUUUUUUUUUGCGCAGAAGUACUGAUCUUAUGGUGCUAAAGCUCUCGAUGCAUACUUGACCUUGCUCACUAAAGCGCCGUAUAUGUAGGCGACCUCUUCGUACGAUAUUUCUUAGUUUACCCUUGGCUUAAAAUACCAGUAACAGCAUGUCCCUGAAGACUUUCUGCGGUAAACUGCGGCAUCGUCUUGAAAAAUUUUUUACCCAAAAAAUAUGCAUAAGAAAGUGAGUCGUGUUUGCACUAAAACACAAGCAUAGCAUGCACACAGCUAGUAGUGUUGCAUGCAUCGAGCUUCAAGGGGAAUUAUUCUUUCCUUUGUUUGAUUUGGAUUAUUUUCAGGAUAUUGAAAAUUCAAAAGCCGCGACAAAUGAAUUCAAUCUCAGCAUCAAUUGUCAUUCAGCGAACCUAGUACUACCUCCAAAGAAGGGCACGGCCAUUAUGUGGUACAACAAUUUCAUCGACCCAGACAGUGGUCUGCUCGGAGCAGUGGACCGCUCCACGUAUCAUGGGGGAUGUGACGUCAUCAAGGGAGAAAAAUGGAUCGCUAACAAUUGGCUGACAGCGCCAACCAAAUACUCAAAACACAUCAAGAGCAUGUUUGAUACAGGAUUUGAUUAA